CACUGUAAACAACAUGGCUGACUUGGGAUCUUAGUUGAAAAACUCGGCCGGUGUGCGUCGGAAAAUCUCCUCUUUUAUGCGGUUUGCUUCAAAUCUUUGCAUCUAAUCACAGCAGCGAUAGGAAAGAGUUACGUUGAGAGCAUGAAGACACUACAGAUGGCCCUGACAGGGGCCUUGCACCACCAAAACAAAGGGGCUUCCGACUGGGGUUGGCCAGGACUGCUGGCGUAUGGUUGCCAGAACUUUGUUGUAGUGGUGGAUACUCGUACUGUACAGGUUAUUCAGACCCUUGACCGACACAAGACCAAUGUUGUGAAGGUAAAGUGGGCCCGUGAGAACUACCACCAUGACCUGAACCUGCCGUACACCCUGCGACUAGCCUCGGCUGACUCCCACGGCAGGAUCGUGGUCUGGGACGUCAGCCAGGGGCUCAUACGGGCAGACUUCUACGAUGGGACUAAGCCUGUUCAAGAUUUGGAGUGGUUGUCCACCCAGGAUGCCUGUCCCACCCUGCUGGCUGCUAUCCACCCUCCCAGCUCAGUGGUGCUGUGGAACGCUGACACUGGAACUAAACUGUGGAAAAAGAACUUCAACGAGACUCUGCUUUCCUUCGCCUUCGACCCCUUCAACCCAGCCAACAUGACCCUGCUGGCCAAUGACUGUAUCCUGUUUGUGAGUGACUUCACAACGUCCAGACCCCCAGCAGGGACAGGGCGCCGGUUCUACAUCUCCAACCCUGCCAGCCCCGUCAACGCUGGGGCAGCGGAGGGGGGUAGGUCAGCCGAGCGCAGGACGGGGGGGCGAUCAGCGCUGAGGAGAAACUUUAAACUGCUGGUGGGGGAUGUCAAGGACAGUGUGUUCUCCACAUCGAAGGGCGGGGAGGACACAGUAACGCUGAACGAGUGUCUCCAGCUCAUGUACCUACGGUCCUGCCGGAACCACCUUCUCCUGGUCUACUCCAAAGAACUGCUCAUCCUGGACCUGGAGAUCAAACAGACGGUCGGCAUUGUGGCUAUAGAGAGGAGUGGCUCACCCUUCCUACAGGUGGUAGCCUGCAGACAGAGGGAUGCCCUGCUGUGUCUCCAUGAAAACGGCAGUGUGACAGUUCGAGUGCGGAGAAAAGUUGUCAUGGGGCCGUUCUCAACACCAGUGGACCAGAUUGGCAAUGUGGCCUCCCAGCAGACAGUUGACUUGAGUCCCUUGAGUGAACAAGACGUCACAUACGAGCUGCGCUGUCAGUCGGAGGCUCUCCGCAUCACCAAGCACAUCCGCAUCACCGGCAUGGCGGCCUGUCCCGUGAACGAGCGCUCCGUCGCCGUCUUUGUGAAUGACGGCCGCAUCAUGUUCUGGAACCUCACCACGGUUCCCGCUCUUGUCCCAGCCAGAGACACACCUAACCACACACAGACACACCUGUCCCCUCUCCACUCCCCGGGAUUCUCGCUAAGUGACAGUGGAAGUGAUCCCUACAAGUACCCUUCCUCAUCCAGUUCCAGUGAGGCCUCUACAGCCGCCGCCUCACCCGCCAAAACUGCCAAAACCUGCUCCGUGCCAAGAACGUGCAACGUCUCGCAUGUGAAGAUGGCGAUAUGCGACAUGAUUGGUCAGACGUACGGCCCGACAGAACCCAGUGUGGACAGACAAGGGUAUGUCUUCAGAUUCACCCUGCAGGGGCUGUUGAGUGGACUGCCGCUACCCCCUACAAUCAUCAAAAUGUGCCCACCUCUUACGACGAAGAACUGGAAUGUGUACAGACCACUGCUGGCAGUUGGUUCUUCCAAUGGUCUUGUUCAGGUGUACAACCUGUCCAGUGGGCUGCUCUGGAGAGAGUUUAACAUCCACACCUGUCAAGUCAGGGGGCUAGAGUGGACCAGUCUGACCAGUUUCCUGUCCUUUGCCUACCCGUCGCCUGGUCAGUCUGGCCUGGUCAAGAAUGAGCUGCUGCUGGUCAACCUGCAAACAGGUUCAAGUGAACUGUUUCGGGGAGACAAGGGGAACGAUGAGUCACCCAUAGAGAUAGUACGGAUCUCACACCUCAAACAAUACGCCAUCAUUGUUUUCAAGGACAAGCCCAUGGAACUCUGGGAUAUCAGAAGCCAGACCCUUCUGAGAGAAAUGCCUAAAAACUUCCCAACAAUCUCUGCACUGGAGUGGUCACCUUCCAACAAUCUGAAAAGCUUGAAGAAGAAGCUAUCCCAGGAUCCAGUUGCAGCUGGCUCCCCGACAGUCGAGUUGUUGCCCACUAUUGGAACUGAGACCAAAGCACAAACAGAUAGCAAAAAGUUGGCCAACCUGACGGUGCGGGAGCAUUUCGUGUUCACAGACUCAGACGGGCAGCUGUACCACUUCAUGGUGGAGGGGAACAUCGUCAAGGAUGGCUCCAAGAUCCCCCCUGACGGAACCAUGGGAGCCAUCACCUGUAUAGCCUGGAAGGGUGAUACCAUGGUCCUGGGGGAUGUGGAUGGGAAUAUCAACAUAUGGGACCUGAAGGCUAAGAUAUCCAGAGCUGUACCCACACAUCGUGGCUGGAUCAAGAAGCUGAAGUUCGCUCCUGGUCGCGGCAACCAGAAAAUCCUAGUUCUGUACAACGACGGGGCAGAGGUGUGGGAUGCCAAGGAGGUGAGCUGGAACAAACAGAUCUGUGUUGAAAUGGUGAGCUCGGUGAAGUGUCCCCGUGACAUGGCCAAGGUUAUCGAUAUCGACUGGGCGUCAUCCGACAAGCCGGUAUUGGCGUGCGAUGAUGGUACAGUCCGAGUUAGCGACAUGGACAUGAAGAACUCCUGUGCACCAGUCACUGAGAGAGACAUCACCGAGCCAGUAUUCUCACCUCACCUGGUGCCCCCUGCUGCAGCCUUUACUGUGAAGUACCUCCUACAGCACCAGCCAUGGAACACAGACUACAGCUACUCACUCACUGACUUGCAUGGAAAGAAUGGUGAAGAGUUACAGAGAAUAGUAAAUGAACAGCUCCAGCUUAUUCCAAGUGACCUACAGGAGUACCUCCCCGUGUGCCCAUAUGGAACAGCCCAGAGAUGUCUGAUUGUGUCCAGACUCUUUGGGGAUGAGUCUGAGCUGCACUUCUGGACAGUGGCACUCCACAACCUGCGCAGGGAACAGGCAAGACUGGCCGCUGGGAUAGAUAAGGACCUGCUGCCGUCCACCCCCACGUCAGACAUGUUCCUGCCCGUGGACUCGGCCAGCAGCAGCCAGGGGGACCUCCUGGCCUCAGAGAACACGGGGGGCAGCAGUGGAGACACCACCACGUCAGGAUACUUCCCACUGGAUGCACUGUCACUGGACACUUGUUACGACAUCCUCUGUGAUCAGCCCUUCUUUCAGAAAUACCAGCUGGAGAGGAUCAACCUACACGACAGUAAGAGAGCAACAUACGAGCACACACAGCACUGUGCUGAGAAACUACUCAUGCUAGGCCAGAGUGACAGAGCAGUGCAGCUGUACCUGGAGACAGAUGCUGACAAUGACAACUACUUUUCAGAUUCCCUAAGGGCAUGUCUCAUAGCAACCAUCCGGUCCUCGGGAGCCUCCCAGAGCACCAUCAAACUGGUGGCCACCAACCUCAUCGCAAAUGGCAAACUGCCAGAGGGUGUACAGCUGCUGUGUUUGAUUGACAAGGCGUUUGAUGCCUGUCGCUACCUGCAGGACUACGGGGAAUGGGACCAGGCUGCCUGGCUGGCCAAGGCCUCCCUGAACAAUGUGGAGUGCUCAGAGGUGAUGAAGCGAUGGGUGGAUCAUCUCUGCUCAUCUGCUGUCAACUACAAGAGUAAAGCUAUCUUGGUGCUGCUAUCCCUUGGACAUUUUCUAAAGGUGUUGGAACUAUUGUACAGUAUGCGACAUUUUGACCGGGCGGCUCUGUUUGCUGAAGCCUGUCUGGAGUUUGGGGUUCUCAUCCUGAAUGAAGAGACUAGUUCCCUGAUCGAGGCCAUUUUCCUGGAGUACGCUCGCUACCUGCACAACCUGGGCAACCUGCCGGCCAUGGAACACUACUGUCACAAGGCAGGGGGCAAGGGUCAGCAGCUGCUGAGGGACGUCCAGACGGAGAACGCUCAGCUUCAGGAGAAACCAGCCGGGGAGGGCGGCGGGGACGGGGGGCAGGACCAGGAGGGAGAUGUUGAGACUAGUGAGGGGGUGGAAGGGGGACUAUUGUAAUCUUAAAAACCCGUAGUUUUAAGAUGGUUAAGCUGGCAUCACACAAUGAGCUUCAGCUGCACUUGGUCACCAGAAAUUAAAAAUUCCCCAGGAGUCAAAAUUAUUUUUCACCAGAAAAUGUAACCUAUCAAGUUGUACAGGGGUCUGUGGGAAAACUUCCUCCGAUCCAUAAAAAUCGUUUGAUGAAAGCCAGGCGUAUUACUGCUGAAAAUGUCAUUUAGAGUUCAGUCAGACUUGAUAUUUCCACAGUGUGACAGGGAUGUAAGGGACUACAUGUAGUUGACUAAGGAUGCUCCAGCUAAGGUUUAUUGGAAAAGUUUAGUGGAAAACUUGUAAAAGAUUGUCUUUAAUUACUGCUUACAUUUUGGCUCUUGCAUUGAUCACUGUUUGUUUCGAAGGCUCAAAAAUGACGCCUUUUGGUAUCAACAUUAUAUAGAUUGUGAAUUAUAUUGAUGCAAGCUCAUGUCACCUUAGUCCUUAGGUAAAUGUAAUUUAUGAAAGGAGAAAUCUGGGAACAUCUAGUAUAUUAAAUUGCAAAAUUAUUGAAAUCUAGAUUACCUAUACAAUAUUGUAAUUGUCACUUGCAUAGUUUUCCUCUUUUUGUGGAAAGGUGUUACUAUGAGCUGAAGCAGCUCGUUCAACCUUUUUUGCUGAAUAUAUAGCAUUCCAAUAAUACUAAUAUUAUUUCUUCUAUUUAAUGCUGUAC
This is a messenger RNA of Branchiostoma belcheri (Belcher's lancelet), 4873 nucleotides long. Its product is annotated as WD repeat-containing protein 11-like. Gene Ontology annotation, molecular function: protein binding. Gene Ontology annotation, cellular component: cytoplasm. Lineage: Eukaryota; Metazoa; Chordata; Leptocardii; Amphioxiformes; Branchiostomatidae. The transcript has 30 exons. The coding region runs from base 142 to 4167 and encodes 1341 amino acids. The record is from RefSeq and is a predicted model, not a curated record.